This is a messenger RNA of Hibiscus syriacus, 1806 nucleotides long. RefSeq names its product probable transcription factor PosF21. Gene Ontology annotation, biological process: regulation of DNA-templated transcription. Gene Ontology annotation, molecular function: DNA-binding transcription factor activity. The transcript is spliced from 4 exons. NCBI's taxonomy places the organism in Eukaryota, Viridiplantae, Streptophyta, Magnoliopsida, Malvales, Malvaceae. Bases 393 to 1604 code for a protein of 403 amino acids. The record is from RefSeq and is a predicted model, not a curated record. Gene Ontology annotation, cellular component: nucleus.
AUCUCAAAUUCUCUACGUGCUUUUCCCUUCCCACCAUGUGAUAACCUUCAUUCGAUUCCUUUCACUUUUAUCUACACCACACACUGUAAUCAAUUCCCUCUUAUUUACUUCCUUUUAUGAAAUGAUUUGAUUUUCCUGCCAUUUACUCUCCUAUUUAGUCUCAGGAUCUGGUCUUAGAUUUUCAAACCCAUCAUUUUCUCGGGAAAAUCUUCUUUAAACUGCUGCUGUUGUUCUUCAGUCUUCUUCCCCGAGUUCUCAGUUUUUUUUUUUGCUUAAUUCUUUUUGUAAUUUGUUGUUUCCGUUUGUUUUUAUACCCCUUUUUGUAGUUUGCUGAUCUUUGCUGUCCUUAGGAUUUUUUUUUGCUUGGGUUUUGCUUUUUCUUUUUUGCUGGAAUGGAGAAGGAUAAAUCUCCUGGCUUACCGCCGCCGUCCGGUAGGUAUUCGGGGUUUUCAGCUGUCGGAAAUGCUUUGAACUCAUUCGGUCAAAGUUCGGAUUCGAAUCGUUUCAGUCAUGAUAUUAGCAAAAUGCCUGAUAAUCCGCCGAAGAAUUUAGGUCACCGCCGUGCCCAUUCCGAAAUCCUUACUCUUCCCGACGAUAUUAGCUUCGACAGUGAUCUCGGAGUUGUUGGGGCGGCUGACGGGCCGUCUUAUUCCGACGAAACGGAGGAGGAUUUGUUCUCUAUGUAUCUUGAUAUGGAUAAGUUGAAUUCUUCUUCUGCGACGUCGACGUUUCAGGUCGGCGAGUCUUCGGCGGCCACUGGUGAUCCGGCUACUGCUGCAGCAGCUGCCGGAGCGGGGACGGGGACUAAUGGUGAAAACGCGAGUAUUACUGUUGGGUCUUCUGAGAAACCUAGAGUUAGGCACCAGCAUAGCCAGUCCAUGGAUGGGUCAACCAGUAUUAAGCCGGAAAUGCUUAUGUCCGGUUCCGAAGAAGCUUCGCCUGCUGAUUCGAAGAAAGCUAUGUCGGCUGCUAAGCUUGCUGAGCUUGCCCUUAUAGAUCCCAAGCGUGCUAAGAGGAUCUGGGCAAAUAGGCAAUCUGCUGCUAGAUCAAAGGAAAGAAAGAUGCGAUAUAUAGCUGAGCUCGAACGGAAAGUACAGACGUUGCAAACAGAAGCAACAUCUCUCUCUGCCCAGCUGGCUCUAUUACAGGGAGACACCAAUGGUCUGAGUUCUGAAAACAGUGAGUUGAAACUGCGGUUGCAAACAAUGGAACAACAGGUUCAUUUGCAAGAUGCAUUAAAUGAUGCACUGAAGGACGAAAUCCAGCAUAUGAAAGUACUGACUGGCCAAUCUAUGCCGAACGGUGGACAGAUGAUGAACUAUGCAUCUUUUGGAGCUAAUCAACAGUAUUACUCGAAUAACCAGGCUAUGCAUACCCUUUUAACCGCACAGCAGUUCCAGCAACUUCAGAUUCAAUCCCAGAAACCUCCGCAUCCGUUCCAGUCGCAUCAACUGAAUCAACAUCAGCCGCAUCAAUUGCACCAGCACCACCAACUGGAUCAGCCGCAAAAUCAAACGGGAGACAUCAAAGUUAGAGGUUCCAUGGCAUCCCCCAACCAAAAAGAUGCUUCAUCGGACGUCAGCUCGACAGCAUCCAAGGAUUGAUGAGUUAUAUAUGCCCAUAGGACCAGGUAUUUAUGGGCAUUCUCUGUUGUUAGAUGUAGGACAUAUAUUUCCUUUCCAUUUGUUCACAUCUCUGUCUCUUUAGGCUCUCCUAUUAUAACAUCUAUUUCUAGGUGUUAUAUUUAUUUCUAGCUGGAGAUGGACCUAAAAUUUAUGAUAAUAUCAUCCAGUAUAGUUUAUCGCU